ACAACCAAAGUCUGUCCCCAGCUCGAAGGAACAGGUGGCUGAAAAUGAAACAGCACCCUUCUCCCUUCCCUUGGAUCUUCGCUCUCUACUGCUUCUGUGCUCUACAGUUCACCCCAGGGGUUCCUCAGCCUGUCUCCCGUUCUCUGGAUGCGCCCGAGGUUCCUAAAAGCGAGCUGGCACUGUGUUUCAGUCAGUGGACAGAACUGUCUAAUCAACCCCAGAUCUCCAGUAAAGCAAUGGAUCUUUGUAACGCUAUUUUUAAUAGCAUGCAGAUAGAUGAGGAAAACAACGAGGACAUAUAUAAAAGAUUUUUAUUUCACUACUCCAGAGUUCAAGAACCAACAUAUCCACUUAAAACUGGGUCUUCCCCUGUGCAUCCUUUAAUGCGCCUUGCUUCAAAGCUCUCUGAGAGAAGAAUGAAAAGAUUCCUUGAUCCCGAAUCACAAAUUGCUGCUGCACAGUUUAUAAAGAAGGAUAGUGCUGGUACCAUGGGACGGCCUUUUUUUCUUUUCAGGCCUAGAAAUGGAAGAACUAUUGAAGACGGUGAAUUCCAUGGAAUAUGAAGCUCAUGGGUUGACUUAACAGCUUGAAGGCUUGAUUUAUACAAAGAAAAACAAUCCUGUUGGACUAUGUGUCUAUUGUUUUAAG
Chelonia mydas (Green sea turtle) is the source of this 648-nucleotide messenger RNA. It is a transcript of the gene NMS, whose product is annotated as neuromedin S. NCBI's taxonomy places the organism in Eukaryota, Metazoa, Chordata, Testudines, Cheloniidae. The transcript has 11 exons. The record is from RefSeq and is a predicted model, not a curated record. Bases 45 to 563 code for a protein of 172 amino acids.